This is a messenger RNA of Paraphaeosphaeria sporulosa, 744 nucleotides long. Its product is annotated as SGNH hydrolase. The transcript has 3 exons. Gene Ontology annotation, molecular function: phosphatidylcholine lysophospholipase A1 activity. NCBI's taxonomy places the organism in Eukaryota, Fungi, Ascomycota, Dothideomycetes, Pleosporales, Didymosphaeriaceae. The record is from RefSeq and is a predicted model, not a curated record. The coding region runs from base 1 to 744 and encodes 247 amino acids.
AUGCUGAACAUACUCUCCAAGCUCUCGGUGCCGGUCGCGCUGCUCUCGUUGUUCACCCCAGCGAUUGUCAGCGCCCCAUUAGCCACUCCCGACCUCUCCGCCGCGGCCUUCUCUACACCCCUCCGGAUCCUCCCCCUCGGCGACUCCAUAACCUUCGGCUACAUCAAAGGCGGCGGCUCCAAUGGCUACCGCGAAGAGCUCCGCAAGAAGCUGGUCGCCGCGGGUGCCUCUGUCGACUUCGUCGGCACCCUGACCUCAGGGAACAUGGCAGACAACCAGAAUGAGGGCCACUCCGGCUGGACCAUCAGCCAGGUGCGCAACGUGCUCGGCCCGGCGCUCAACUUCAAGCCCAACGUCGUGCUACUCCACCUCGCUACGAACGACCUCAACGGCGCAGAGACGGCGGCGGAGCCGUUCAGCAAGGCGCCUGAGCGCUUGGGCAAUCUGAUUGACGAUGUGUUGGCGAAGCUGCCAAACGCGGUGGUGUUUGUUGCAAAGAUCAUCCCGACAACAAACUCGUGGAGUAAGGAUCGGUUCCAGACCUACAACGCUGCUCUUCCGGCCGUGGUGAAGGCGCGCGCCGAUAAGGGGUUCAGUGUUGUUCUCGUUGACCAGAGCGUGAUUCCCACAAGCGAGCUGUCGGACUCGUUGCACCCGUCUGCUGCUGGCUAUUCGCAUAUGGGUGAUAUUUGGGCUGAUGCCGUGGUGGUGAACCAGGCUCUUAUCAAGCCUGUGCCGUCUUGA